UGAUUAACGUGUUCGGUCGACGAACCUGAAGGGCUGAAACCCCACACUUUUUCGCACUCGCAGGUCUCUCCUUUCUCCUCUGUUCGAACAUAAUCCUCACAGAGAAAAGAAAAUGGAGAAGGGCAAGAGGGAGGUGGUGGUCUCAGCUCUGCAGUUCGCUUGCACCGACGACGUCGCCACCAACGUCGCCACCGCCGAAAGGUUGGUUAGAGCUGCCCAUGCGAAGGGUGCAAACAUCAUUCUUAUACAGGAACUUUUGAGGGACAUUACUUCUGUCAGGCACAAAGGGAGGACUUCUUUCAGCGAGCAAAGCCUUACAAGGAUCAUCCAACCAUUCUUAGGAUGCAAAUACUUGCAAAAGAGUUGGGUGUGGUAAUACCAGUUAGCUUUUUCGAAGAGGCAAAUAAUGCUCAUUACAAUUCAGUUGCCAUUAUAGAUGCUGAUGGGGCAGAUCUUGGACUUUAUAGGAAGUCCCACAUCCCAGACGGACCUGGCUACCAGGAAAAGUUCUACUUCAAUCCAGGUGACACUGGAUUCAAGGUUUUCAAGACCAAGUUCGCAACCAUUGGAGUUGCAAUUUGCUGGGAUCAGUGGUUCCCUGAGGCUGCCCGGUGUUUGGUUCUUCAAGGUGCAGAGAUAUUGUUCUACCCAACUGCUAUUGGUUCCGAACCUCAAGAUGGAGGACUUGAUUCUCGGGAUCACUGGAGGCGAGUGAUGCAAGGGCAUGCUGGGGCUAAUGUGGUCCCUGUAGUAACUUCAAAUCGUAUAGGAAAGGAGAUAAUCGAGACCGAGCACGGAAAGAGUGAGAUCACUUUCUAUGGUAACUCUUUCAUAGCAGGACCCACUGGAGAAAUUGUUGCAACUGCUAAUGAUAAGGAGGAAGCUGUACUAGUAGCACAAUUUGACCUAGACAAAAUCAAAUGGAAGAGACAUAGCUGGGGAGUAUUCCGUGAUCGCCGCCCAGAUUUAUACAAGGUGCUACUGACAUCAGAUGGCAGCAAUUCCCCGUUGUGAUGAUUUGUUUUGAUACCAUGCUUGUUCUAGAAUUAAUAAAGGAAGUACUUCCUAAGUACAGUGCGGCUACGGUGAUUUCAUGGAGGAUUCACGAUUUACUUUGGAGGAAGUAUUAUUGGCAGGUGGAGUAUGUAUCUCUGCUUGGGCAAAUUUGGAUUUAAUGAAAAAUGGAUUUAGUGGAUUAUGCAUUGUGUUUCCUAUGUUCA
This is a messenger RNA of Malus domestica (apple), 1220 nucleotides long. RefSeq names its product N-carbamoylputrescine amidase. Gene Ontology annotation, molecular function: N-carbamoylputrescine amidase activity. Lineage: Eukaryota; Viridiplantae; Streptophyta; Magnoliopsida; Rosales; Rosaceae. The record is from RefSeq and is a predicted model, not a curated record.